Molecule: messenger RNA, 1371 nt
Organism: Vicia faba (fava bean)
Lineage: Eukaryota; Viridiplantae; Streptophyta; Magnoliopsida; Fabales; Fabaceae
Source: the annotation of a GenBank genome assembly
AUGGAUUCUCAAAAUCCUAACCCCAAAAACUCCCUUUACCCAGAAGUUAUAGUUUCCGACUCCGAAACAUCUAACCCUAAUACAACCUCUUCCUCUCUCUACCCUUCUAUCGACGAAGUCGGCGACCUCGUCGAAGAUCUCUUCCCGGACAACAGAAGUCCCUCCGCUCCACCAAUCGCCGCCGAGGAUAUCCUCAUCAAAAUUCCCGGCGCCAUUCUCCAUCUCAUUGAUCAACAAUACAGCGUCGAGCUCGCAAUCGGCGAUCUCACCAUUAUUCGUCUCCGGCAGGGUGAUAAUACCGUUGCUGUUUACGCUCGUGUUGCAGACGAUAUCCAAUGGCCGCUUGCCAAGGACGAGGCUGCCGUUAAGGUAGACGACUCACAUUAUUUUUUCUCUUUCCGUGUUCGGAAGGAAAAGGAGGAUUCGGAUAGCGAUUCGAGUGACGAUGAAAAUAAAAAGAAAAGCCGGAAAGGGAAAGGAGACGACGGUUUUGAUUUGCUCAGCUACGGUUUGACGAUUGCGUCGAAAGGACAGGAGGAUUUGGUGAAGGAGCUUGAUGAGGUUUUGAAGGAAUGCAGCAGUUUUUCUGUUCAGGAAGUGUCGGAGAAGGCGAAGAAGAAAGGGGAGGCUUUGGAUGGUUCUUUGGCCAUGGAGAUAUCUCCGGUGGAAAUGGAAACAGAAAAGGAGAAGAAGGAAUUGAUGGAGGAAAGAUGUGCUGCUUAUUGGACUACAUUGGCUCCUAAUGUGGAGGAUUACAAUGGAACUGCUGCGAGGCUUAUUGCAGCCGGUUCUGGACAAUUGGUUAAGGGAAUUUUGUGGUGUGGUGAUGUUACCAUUGAUAGGUUAAAAUGGGGAAAUGAGUUCAUGAAGAAGAGGAUGGGUCCUUCUUCACAGGUCGAGAUUACUCCCCAAACGUUAAGGCGAAUCAAAAGGGCUAAAAGAGUGACUAAAAUGACAGAGAGUGUUGCCACUGGGGUCUUAACUGGAGUGGUGAAGGUAUCAGGGUUUUUUACCAGUUCAGUGGCAAAUUCAAAAGCAGGACAGAAAUUUUUCAAGCUUCUACCCGGCGAAGUUGUGCUUGCAUCAUUGGAUGGAUUCAGCAAACUGUGUGAUGCUGUUGAAGUAGCAGGAAAAAAUGUUAUGUCAACAUCAAACACCGUGACAACCGAGGUUGUUCAUCACAGAUAUGGAGAAGAAGCCGCCAAGGCAACUAGUGAAGGGCUAGAUGCUGCUGGUCAUGCUGUAGGGACUGCAUGGGCUGCUUUUAAGAUUCGGCAGGCUUUCAAUCCUAAAAGUGUUCUAAAACCUACCGCCUUGGCCAAAUCUGCAGCUAAAGUUGCUGCUGAAUAUAAGGCUAAAAAAUCCAAGUAA